Messenger RNA from Coregonus sp. 'balchen', 17586 nucleotides. The record is from the annotation of a GenBank genome assembly. Lineage: Eukaryota; Metazoa; Chordata; Actinopteri; Salmoniformes; Salmonidae.
AUGUGCAGGUAGUCUGCUGCUGCCUGCUAGAUCCUGACACAUCUCACCCUCUCCUCUCCACUCCUGGUCCCUCCACACCAGGUGAGUCCUUUGUACAACAUACCAAGCUAACGGUCAGUUUAUGUGUGUUUUCGCAAAGACAUUAUGUAGAAAAUGGGCGUUCAUGCGGAAUGGCUCUAUUGAUGUGGACAAUUAAGGAGGAAUGAUGUCUUGGUCACUGUGUAACCAUGGGAGGUUAGCCAGAGAAAAUGGACCUCAACAUGUAUCAGAUGUAGCUAUCAGCUAAAGUAGUACAAAUGUCUGCCGGCAAAUGUAUUGAUAUUGGUUAUAGGAGUGUUGGUUAUAGGAUAAACAUUUAUUUGAAUGAAGUAUUGAACCCACUCUGGAAAUGUGAUGUGUUUGAAGAGUAUAUUGUUACAAAAAUAUGUCUAAAAUAAGCCUAAUCAAAAAGGGUAGUUUUGAGAUAUUCAUGUUUUAAAUGUCAUUAUACUCCUUGUAGUGUUCUCUGAAAUAUGGAGUAUGUCUAGAUUCUGAAAUACACAUUUCAAAUUCAUUUAAUGAAUGUGAAAUUUGUAUUACAGAAUCUAGACAUACUCCAUAAUUGAGAGAACACUAUAAGGAGUAUAAUGACAUCAAGAUGUGGUCUGUAUCAUGUACGGUUCACAGAUUAUAGGGUUUUACAGGAGGCAUGUAAAGGUCUAAAAAAGGCUUAAAAUGGCCAAUUUCAUCAUGAUUUUCAAAACAAUUGUUUGUGAUACAAAUGUAAAAAGCAUGUUAAAUAUCCUUUCUCCCAAUGAAGUUCCUAUGUGAGAAUUCAUAGCCGCUGGAAGUAGUGGUAAUGAGGGUGCUGCAGCACCAACUGAUAAAUCAGAAUUUAAAAAUGACAAAAUACAAUUUUACAAAUAUCUAUACAUAUUUUUUAAUGUGUGCACUGGGCCUUUGUUACUCCUGUAUGAGCGGACAAAAAUAGUUGGGGAUUUAAAAAAAAAUCUCAGCACCCCACCUCUAAACAUCGGUUCGAAGCCAUGUGAGAAUUGCCAGAGCGACAUGAGAUACCAAAAAUAUUUUCUGCUCCCACUGCCGUGGAAACGCCCUAUUACCCAAUCAUGACAGAAAGAUAAAUGUCAUUGUGAUAAGUCAUUAUUAUAUUACUCUAUCAACAGACCUCUGAACAGCAGUUAGGGGAGGAAAAAUGGUCCUGAUAAGUAGACUUAAAGUUAUUGUUUUAUGACCAACACGCAUCUAUAUUGUGGUUACUCCGCAAGUAGAAAUGCUCAUUAUGAGUGCAACAGUCUCAUUUAUCAUACAUUUGAUAUAUUCCAUUUGACAAUUUACAACAACAAAAACCUAAUAGUUUUCAGCAUCUUGAAUUUGUCUGGGAUGUGCAAAUCGGAAUGAGUGUUUUGAGGACGUGCAUUUUUGGUAACAGAAUGGAAAGACACUAGGCAAUAUUUCUUAUACUUACAGAAGGCAAAUAAUUUCUGCAAAACUAAAUAUAAAUGUUGAUAUUAGUUGGCAAGGGUCUUUACUUCAACAUUAUUGUGUUUUGAUGUACACUAUAUAUACAAAAGUAUGUGGACACCCCUUCAAAUUAGUGGAUAUGGCUAUUUCAGCCACACCCGUUGCUGACAGAUGUAUAAAAUCGAGCACACAGCCAUGCAAUCUCCAUAGACACACAUUGGCAGUAGAAUGGCCUUACUGAAGAGCUCAGUGACGUUCAUUAUUCCACCUUCAUAGGACAGUCAUUUCUUCAAAUGUCUGCCCUGCUAGAGCUACCCCGGUCAACUGUAAGUGCUGUUAUUGUGAAGUGGAAACGUCUAGGAGCAACAACAGCUCAGCCGCAAAGUGGUAGGCCACACAAGCUCACAGAACGGGACCGCCAAGUGCUGAAGCACGUUGCAACACUCACUACCGAGUUCCAAACUGCCUCUGGAAGCAACGUCAGCACAAUAACUGUUCGUCGGGAGCUUCAUGUAAUGGGUUUCCAUGGCCGAGCAGCCACACACAAGCCUAAGAUCACCAUGGGUAAUGCCAAGCGUCGGCUGGAGUGGUGUGAAGCUCGCCACCAUUGGACUCUGGAGCAGUGGAAAUGCGUUCUCUGGAGUGAUGGAUCACGCUUCACCAUCUGGCAGUCCGACGGAUGAAUCUGGAUUUGGCGGAUGCCAGGAGAACGCUACCUGCCACAAUGUAGAGUGCCAACUGUAAAGUUUAGUGGAAGAGGAAUAAUGGUCUGGGGCUGUUUUUCAUGGUUCGGGCUAGACCCCGUAGUUCCAAUGAAGGGAAAUGUUAACGCUAUAGCAUACAAUGACAUUCUAGACGAUUAUGUGCUUCCAACUUAGUGGCAACAGUUUCGGGAAUGCCCUUUCCAGUUUCAGCAUGACAAUGCCUCUGUGCACAAAGCGAGAUCCAUACAGAAAUGGUUUGUUGAGAUCAGUGUGGAAGAACUUGACUGGCCUGCACAGAGCCCUGACCUCAACCCCAUCGAACCCCUUUGGGAUGAAUUGGAACGCCGACUGCGAGCCAGCCCUAAUCACCCAACAUCAGUGCUCGACCUCACUAAUGCUCUUGUGGCUGAAUGGAAGCAAGUCUCCACACCAAUAUUUCAACAUCUAGUGGAAAGCCUUCCCAGAAUAGUGGAGGCUGUUAUAGCAGCAAAGGGGGGGACUAACUCCAUAUUAAUGCCCAUGAUUUUGGAAUGAGAUGUUUGACGAGCAGGUGUCCACAUACUUUUGGGCAUGUAGUGUAUUUCUAACACCUUUUAAGACUUCAUGCUAGAUGUAUUGUAAGACCCCUUUUCCAUAUUUUAUACCAGAAAUCUAAGCAUUUGCUUAUUACUAAUUUUCAGGAUGGAAAAUGGUUGAAAAAUGUAUAUAUGCCUUAAUUACUCAAAAUUAUAGACUUCAUUUUACACCAAAGUUGAUGUGCUCCUAUGACCUUCACAUGUUAGUGCUCAUGGAGCUUUGUACAGGAACACACUGUGGGGUCUAGGAACAAGGUUGCUCAUCACUUGAUAAGAGAAGGCACACACACCUGUAUGCAUAUCACCUCUGCUUGCCAUAUAUGGUCACUAGAGUAAUCGACAAUCAAAAGUGUGUGCGUGUGUGUGCAUGCAUGUGUGUGUGUGUGUUAGAGAGAGAGAGAGAGAGAGAGAGAGAAGACAAAGUUCAGGUGCUGUAAAUGGGGUGGUGAGAUGUGCAGGUAGUGACACAUUUCACCCUCUCCUCUCAACUCCUGGUCCCUCCACAUCAGGUGAGUCCUUUGUAUAACGUGCCAAGCUAACAAACAGUUUCUGUAUGUUUUCGCGAAGAAGUGAUGUAGCAAAUGGGAGUUUAUGUGGAAUGAGCAAAUGGGCGUUUAUGUCGAAUGAGCUCUGUAUUGAUGUGGACAUUUAAGGAGAAAUGAUGUCUUGGUCAUUGUGGAACCUUGGGAGGUUAGCUAGGGAAAAUGGACCUCAACGUGUAUCAGAUAUAUAGCUAUCAGCUAAAGUAGAGACAUUUUUUGCCUGCAAAUGUAUUGAUAUUGAUUAUAGAAGAAACAUUUAUUUAAAUGACGUAUUGAGCCCAGUCUGGAAAUGUGUAUAUUGUUAGUAACAAUAUGUCUAAAAAUAAGCAAAAUCAAAAAGUGUAGAAUAUUAAUAUUUUUAAUGUUGAAUAAAUGAAUGUGAAAUUUGUAUUACAGAAUCUAGACAUACUCCAUAUUUGAGAGAACACUAUAAGGAGUAUAAUGACGUCAAGAUGUGGUCUGUAUCAUGUACGGUUCACAGAUUAUAGGGUUUUACAGGAGGCAUGUAUAGGUCUAAAAAAGAUGAUUUAAACACCAUGUUAAACAUCCUUCCUCCCAAUGAAGUUCCUAUGUGAGAAUUGCUAGAACAAUCUGAGAUGCAAAAAAUAUUUUCAGCUCCCGCAGGCCUGGAAUCGCCCUAUUAUCCAAUCAUGACGCAGACAAGAUAAGCGUCGUUGUGAUGACUCAUUAUUAUAUUACGCUAUCAACAGACCUCUGAACAGCAGUUAGGGGAGGAAAAAUGUUGCUGAUAAGUAGAUUCAAAGUUAUUGUUUUAUGAUAAGCAAACACGCAUCUAUACCGUGGUUACUUCGCAAGUAGAAAGGCUCAUUAUCAGUGCAACAGUCUCACUUAUCAUUAAUUUGAAAUGAACAUUUUGUGAACAAUCACUCACUUGGUUUUAUUCCAUUUGACAAUUUACAGUAACAAAAAUCUAAUAGUUUUCAGUGUCAUGAAUUUGGCUGGGAUGUGCAAAUCAGAAAGAGGACAUACAUACACUGAAUGGAACAGAAAGGUAAAAUAAGCAAUAUGUCAAGCAGUGAUACACAUUUAAACAACAAACACACACAAACCAGCAUGGACCAACCAUACAGUAAUGAGUUAAUGAAGCUGUGAAUCAUUGGGCUUUGUAGUUAUGAGCCUUAUACCCAUCAUUAAAUCAACCCAGGGUGUUGGGGUGGGGCAUAUGAUUGAUUGACUAACACUCAGGCUACAAAGGACACAAUGUAAUAGGCCUGUUAGUCUGUUUCAGCGAUGGUUGCUGUUUGGUUUAGAAGCCAUAUGGAGGUAAGUCUGUGGUUACAAGAAAGGGACAGAGUGCAAACACAGCACAAUAUCACUUUAUGGUCCACUGCUCAUAAACUGAACUGGGCUUCCAUGGUCUAUCAGCAGCCAGACAGCUAGCCAGCCUACCAGCCAGUCAGCCACACAGCAUGCUGUUCCAGCUGGCCCUCUGAUUCUCUAUAGGAAGAUUCUAUUAAUGGGGACAAAUAGUUAUGUUAAGUGGAUGUUUUGUUCCUAUAUGUUGUUGGGGACUAUCGCUACUUGAUAUUCAAUUCAAGCCUUUUCACAGUGGACAUUGAAAUAAGAGUAGCCUACUCUAUGUGUCCGAGAAACCGGUCCUUAAGGUUUAAAGCCUUGACAAGACCACUGUUCCUCACCUCUCCCUUAGAUUGAUCGAGAAAUCAUAUUAGCAUUAUCAUAAAAACUUGGCUUCGCCUCAGGAGCCCCAUAAAUGUCUCAAUCCCUGUAUUUAAAGUAUGCUGUACAAUGGAAUUGACUAUGAAAUGAAGCACACGUUAGAUGCAUUUUUUUUUUGGGUGUGAUUAAUUAUCAUUCUGGCAGGUCCUCAUUACAAAUAAGCCAUGAGACCAUGAUGCAAAAGUUGACAUUCAGCUAUGCCUAUAUAUACCAAUAUAGCAGUAUAACUGUAGACACUGUAGUAAGGUACCAUAUGUUUUGACACUCAGGAAAUUGGAGACUGCUGUGUUCAAGGUUGUGGUAACAUCUGGGAGGUACUGAGAAUUUCACUUCCUGCUUUGUAGCAAGCCGUUUACGCUCCUCCUGCAAUGGUGGCUUCAAAAUAUGUGGUUCCUUUGUGUAGUACAAUAAGCACAGACUGAGACACUCUUGAGCAGUAUACUCCCAUUACCAUUCUGUGACCUGAGACAGGAAAUACUCUACUGAGGUCACAUCCAGGGGUGAAAGUAAGGCAGUAUGGUCCGGUACAGUGUCCCAGCAAAAUAAAUAGUGGGGGUACGCCGUACCGGUAAAACAUGAUUAAAACAAAAUAAUUUAAGCAAAAUGCCAAGAAAACUGUAGGCUAUUACACUAUUAUGUAUCAUUACCGCAUGAAAAAUUAGCGAAUGGACUUGAAAACGGGUGGUAUAGCCUAUGUUCCAAAAUGCGAUGUGGUUCGAUGAGAACACUCACAUUUUGCCAAGGCAGAGAGAGAUGAGUGGCCAACAGCAGCGGACAGCAGUACGCGUACUGUAUACAUUCUGGCCUAAUGACAAUCGCCAAAUGCCGUUACACUUUUUGGUGUUUUGUGUAACAGAUGUCUCUUUCCAUUCACCACUGUUUGGAGGCUGGAAAUAUGUUGCGAGUGGAUGAACGUGCGAUAACCUAGUAAAAGAGCUCUUUGAAGUGAUUGUUUGACAAUCAGAUGACAACAUCAAGACUGGUUGUGUUUAUGCCACAGUAAAAGGUAAUACAUUUUAAAAGUUAAAUGACAAAUCUUUUUGACCAGGCCCACAGAGAUCCUAUUGAAUUAAUAGGGAUUCUAUAUGUAAUUCUAUGACUGGCCCACGCGCAAGCGGGUGCACACAUAGUAGGUCCCGUACAAGGAAGAAAUUGAAUCUACUUUCACCCCUGGUCACAUCAUUGACUCUGCCAAUGAUCAACUCAAAGACUUAUGGAUCAACUCCUCCCCUUAGCCAGUCAUGCAAGGUAGCAGAGCCAGAUAACACUAGGCAACAGCACAGUUUAUUGAGUUUGUGUCUGUUUUGAUUUAGUUUUUUGCUAUUUCAAGCCCUCUGAAUCUGUAUGGAAUACUAUUGAACAUGUAAACAACAGAAUAUGAAUAGGUUAGCUUCAUUAAGAAACAGUGAACGACCACUAACUCACUCACACAUUCACUUCCCUCUAGGUAUCUUCUCCAAGCUGAAUCUGGCACCAUGCCACAGAUCCAGGUCAAAACCCAAGUUGCAAAAGUCCUCAAUAAAACCACGCCAGGGCUGCAGAUAUGGAGGAUAGAGGUGAGAGAACAGCACAUAGUUCCUUUGUCAUUACUACAUAAUGAAUAUGCAGAACAUGUAAAUGCCAAGUUAGGUUCAUUAUCAAACUUUUUCACACAAUGACAUUAAAUGCAAUUGUGAACUGGUUCCAAUUUUCCAAUUGGACAGGCCAUGGAGAUGGUGCCCUUCCCUUCUAAAGCAUAUGGGAAUUUCUAUGAAGGAGACAGCUAUGUCAUUCUAUACGUAAGUAAUCAAUGUAACAUUAUGAUGGCGUAUUCCAAACAAAUACAUGAAGUGACAUCCCAGUAACAUCAUGUUUCUGUCUAAUCUCGUAGACCAAAAAGAUGAACAGCUCAUUCACCUACGACCUCCAUUAUUGGCUCGGAAAGGACACCUCCAACGACGAGCAGGGGGCGGCGGCCAUCUACACCACCAUGAUGGACGAGCACCUAGGGGGUGUGGCUGUGCAGCACCGCGAGGCGCAGGGCUAUGAGAGCGACACCUUCCGCGGAUACUUCAAACAGGGAAUCAUGUGAGCUAUGUAGGCUACACCCUACACCUGCCUACUGUAUGGAAAGAAAAUGAACAACUCUGAUACAAUGAUUCCCAUUGAACACAGACAAAUUAGCAGCAGCUCACAUGUAUACAAUGCAAUUUCACUAUUUACACUAGAGACAAACAACUUGAGCUCCUCCAACUCAUCACUCAAAUAAGCCACCAUGUUGGCUUAACCCCAAAAUAACACACCCAAACACCCAUAAAACAUCUGUUAAACACCCAUAAAAACCAUCUACCCAACACCCACACAGUUUAGUUGCACUGUCAAUGAACACAAUACCUAAAAGCCUCAAACCGAGAUAUUUCGAAUGAUUAUGGAGCCAUGAAAGAUAGUGGCAAGGGAAAUACCUUGUUGAUAUACAGGAGGUGACAAUAGGAGGAACCAAAAUCUUGAGAAAAAAGGUAGGUACUGGUAUUUCUGUAGCCAUCAUCGGGUAUGUACUAUAGGUCAUAGUGAAAUUAUAUCGCCUCCCCCUCUCUACAGCAAAAGGCCAUUUCCCCUUGUGGUGUUACCUUUCUCGGAUAAGUAUACAAAAUAUCACUGUGGGGAGGUUGGCACAACCAAAACUUCUGCAUUCUGCACUCUUCGAAAAAGAGAUGCUAUCUAGAACCUAAAAGGGUUCUUCGACUGUCCCCAUAGGAUAACCCUUUGAAGAACCCUUUUUGGUUCCCGGUAGAACUCUUUUGGUUCCAGAUAGAACCCUUUUGAGUUCCAUGUAGAACCCAUUACACAGAGGGUUCUACAUGGAACCCAAAAGAGUUCUACCUGGAACCAAAAAGGGUUCUCCUGUGGGGACCAUUUUGGAACCCUUUUUUCUAAGAGUGUUGCUUCUGAGAAACAGCAUGGUGGUCAGGCAGAAUAGUGGAGGUAAGUCAGAGCGAGACAGCACAACAGAAAUAACCUUCAUGACCGCAAGCUGACGUACAUAACAUAUAAUGGUAUUCAGAGCAUCAGGGGUGUAUUCACUAGGAACCGAACAGAGACAAACGGGCUGAAACAAGGAGGGAUCUACCUGAAGUUUCCGUUGUUAAACCUUUUGCUGCAAUUUGCACUAAUGAAUACACUCCUGGUAAUUGCCAAAUAACAACAGAAAGGGUUUCAGACCAUCAUUCAUGGCUGUCAUCUGACAGUAUUUCUUGUGCAUGUUUUUCUGCAGCUACAAGAGGGGCGGUGUGGCAUCUGGGAUGAAGCAGGUGGAGACCAACACCUACAACAUCCGUCGCCUGCUCCAUGUCAAGGGAAAAAAGCAUGUGGUGGCUGGAGAGGUGAGAAAGCUCAAGCCAACGUGACCCUUGUGGAAUAUACUGCCUUCACAGCCUCUGCUCUGCCCUUGACUAGGAUGUCUACUUCAGUUACUAUAUUUUACAUUUUACUUGACUAGAAACAGCUCAGUCACUUCCUUCUCUGCUCAGCUCAGUCACACUUCUUGUACAGCGGAUUCAACUUAAGUUCAAGUACAUCAAUUAUUAGUCACAUUUGCUGGGCCACUGACUACCAUGUAGCUCCUCACUGACAUAAUCACAUGAAAGUCUAUCAAGAAACUACACUGAUGUGUCUUAUCCGUUACAAAAAUCCCAAGGUUAAAGGUAGACAAAUGACAUUGCCAAAAGCACCGGAGAUAUUGAGAUGAGCGAGAUGCAACACUUUGCGCUCACACAGUCACACACAGUAUCUGUGCAUGCGCAAGGGUUCGCAUCACGCUAUAUACAGCGUGGUAGCCACGGGACCAAAACAGCGGAGAAGUUGAGCCUCUUAGUUGUUGCGGAAAUUGACGCACUAUGCUGUUUACUUUCUGCAUCUACGUAUGUCAUAUCGCUGAGUCUACCUUUAAUGUUCAACUCAGACAUACUACUUAUUGUGAAAGCUGAGUAGAAUGAAGAAGAGAUUGUUAACUCAAUUAGUCCCCCCGUAAUGCCGGUGCAUUUUGGACUUCUAACCCCUUACAUUUUUUUUGGAGCUACAGACUUCUGGGUUGUAACAUUGGUUUAGUCUAUUUCAUCUGCAUCCACAGAUAACAACCAUUCUGUGUGAUUAACAGGGGCUGAGCUAGAGUGGCGUAUCCCGAAGGGGCCCGGUGCCGGUCUUUUUACAAAAAUGUCUGUGGAGUCCAAAUUAUUUGAGCUACAAACUAUUACAAUCUAUCUAUGAAAAGCUGAGACUCACACGAAUAUGCACAUUUUGCUCUAUGACGCCUACAAGCUACACAAGAGUCGUUAGAAGAUAAGGGGUUCUACAUAAAAGUUCGUAGGAAAUCCCAGGACAUAGUGUCUGUAAUACUGUAAUAAUCUCACAUAGUCGCUGUCACAAACUCCAAACAUUUGUCACUGACUACAUGGAUAUUAAUUUCCCAGUGAGCAAACCAUUACUGUACAUUUUUAUCCGAUGUUUCCUUUGGCGGACCUUAUUCUUUCAUUGACAUCUGUCAAUAAAACUCAUGAAUGCAACUGUUUAUGUCAAAUUGUUUUGUGUUCUACUUGUAGAACAUGUGGCCUGAAAAGAAAAUGGCAAAAUACUUCAUUGUGAGGCUAAAUAUAAGGGCUGGACAUGCAGAUAAAUGAAAGUCAGAUAAAUUAAAAGCAGAUUUUUGCUGUGGUCUCGGGACUGAUAGGGUUAACCCUUAAAGAGAUUGUCAGUAGCCUACAAUUGACUGACAAAUACUUACAGUAUCAAUGUUACUUGAUAUAACCACAUGUCAGCAUCUAGUAAAAGCAUCAAUUCAACAGCUGCUGACCUGACCUAUCUGCAUCAUGUCAUUAAUAUAAUGCUGGAGAACAUUAUUAUGGAAUUCAUCUAUGUGUCCUUUCCAUCCCCAUCAAUCCCCCUUUCCAUCAUCAUCCAUCCAUACUUGAGAAAAGGUGGACAUGAGCUGGAGCAGCUUCAACAAGGGGGAUGUGUUCCUGCUGGACCUGGGCAACCUCAUCAUCCAGUGGAACGGACCCAAGAGCAACCGGAUGGAAAGACUCAAGGUAAGGAGACCUUUUAGACCACAGCCAUAGAGAGAUACAAUACUACUUUAUGGGUGACAUUUUCUUUGUCUAAAUGCUGCGAGCAAAAUGGAUAGAUCUCGUCAGAGUUUAGUUCCUGUCUGUGCUUUGGGAUUUUACCGCCCCAAGUUUUCAGGAAGGUACUUUGUUUUUUACUUUGGUGCAUAAUGAAUGAGAGAUAAGUGAAAGCAGGGGUUCAACCACAUUGCUUUCACACCUUCAGGCAUAUCAGGUCAGUGAUAACCAUAAGGAAGAGAAGCGAGGACAGGUGCAUUUUUUAAGUAUUCAAACAAGGCCCCUAUGUAGGAAGACCUCUGCUUCUAAACCUAACCCUUCCAGCAUGGAAAGCAUACAACUAAGACUGGAGUGUGGUUCCAAUGGCUCAAUAAGGUAGAGCGUGGUGGGUUCUAUUGUAAAGUACUGCCCUUGCACUCAGGGUGCUUUGGAUAAAAGCAUCAGCUAAAAACUAGCAUUAUAGAGUGCCUUAGCCCCCUGGUGGUGGUAUGAUUGGUUGAUAUUGUCACAUUUGUUUUUCUCUGCAGGGGAUGACUCUAGCCAAAGACAUCCGUGACAGGGAGAGAGGGGGACGGGCGCAGGUGAGUGUGGUGGAAGGGGACGACGAGAAGUCUUCAGAGGAGGCCAUGAAGCUGAUGAAGCAGCACCUAGGAGAGACAAGACGGGACAUCAAGGACUGCAUCGCAUCUGACGAUGUGGUCGACCAGAAGCUGAAGUCCAGCGUCAAGCUCUUUCAGUGAGUGCUGACCACUGACAUGACCUCAGUGAUAUUUAUAACCUCCUUAUGACCUGUCAUAGACAUUAUAAGCUCUUAUGACCUGUCACAGACAUUAUAACCUCUUCUGCCCUGUCAUAAACAUGUACUGUAGCAGAUGUGAACUAGCUAGUGAGAGCUAGCCAUUUUGCUUACAGAAUCGUUGUUAAAAAUAAUGUGUAACAUUCUGAUUGAUCUGUGCAGUAUCUCAGAUGCCGAGGGGAACCUUGUGGUGCAAGAGGUGGCAGUGAAGCCUCUGACUCAGGACCUGUUGAAUCACGAGGUCAGUUUCCUUGUCAAUCAGGGAAAGGGGAGGGGGCAUGUUAAAGGAGAAGGGGUUUAAAGUGUCCUUUGUUGCCACUUGUCUACUCAAGCAAACUUUUAUCCACAAUUCAAAGUACAGUAUUUGGGUGUGUGCCAUAAAAUUAUAUUGACUGAGCUUAAGCAUAGUACCAUGAUCAGGUUCAUACAAGAAUGAGAAGAUGAUAAGGAUAUGAUAAAGAUCCUUCUGAGAAAUGUGUAAGCUGAGAGAGAUGAGUAUGUAAGGUUUACACUGGUUCUGUAAUGUUUUAAUGAAAAUUGAUAGAGACUAUUUCUGCCCUGUGACAUCGAACAGAGACAAACAUAAUUCUCCUUGAGGGCUGGCAUGUGGUCUCAACAGUCAAAAUUAGCCAAACUUCUAAUACUAAUACAUCUAGACUACAAGGGGGACACGGAAUAGAAAAACACUGUGGUUGUGGUUUAAAACCAUGAGAAAUGAGUCUCACAUGAAAAUGUAGGAUUACAGUAACUGGUUCUCAUAGUAACUGGUUCUCAAUUUUAGCACAGUGAAAAUGAAUCUGUUGGGAUAGUUACAGACAUUCUCGGUAUGCCACAUUAUAGAAUUGUCCCUAUGUGCAGAAGUGUAUAAUGCAGUAAUGAAACUCAGGCAAACAGUAAUCCUCUUUACUGAGCAGUAGAGGUAUCAAUAAAUGUAAUUUCAUACAUCUAAUCUAAAUCUACUCAUUUCACAGGACUGCUUUCUGUUGGAUCAAGGUGGUGUACAAAUCUUUAUCUGGAAAGGAAAGAAGUCUUCCAAGACAGAGCGGUCUGAGUCUUUGGCUAAAGCAGAAGUGAGCCAGACCUCUUGACACAUUUUAGUUUACAAUGUUUUUGAUACCCCUUUGCUGUCCCCUAUAGGCUUUUUAGGUGAAUUCAGACUGACUGUUAUAGAGGGUCCUAAAAUAUCAGACACCCUCAGUUUGUACAUCCCAGAUAACAAAUACCCAAACAAGUUAACCCUGAAAACCAGCUGAACACCUGAAACACUUCUUCCGGUCCUGGAUCUAAGCUCCACUCAAUUACUUACCCACUCUCUCUGACACCCAUAUAUCUAUACCAUUCUAAUUUAUGAAUACUUUGGUAUGUUCCUAGCAAAAUAAAAAAUAAACAAAGCACAGGAAUUAAAUUCCAUGUGAUCCCUGCAGAUGUAGGAUCUUCAUUUGAGCCAAUUUGCUACAGCAGGAAAAUAACCCUGCAGCAACAGGAAAUGUGAAUUAUUAUGUGGAUUAUUAUUAAUGGCAUUUUUUUUAGGGGUUGAUACAUUUCCAUCAACAAAAUAGUGAUAAAAUGAAGAUACUACAUCUGUAUUUUAAAAUCUAAAAUGUUGGAAUUCUAGGCAUACAAGAAGGCGAAGGGCUACCCUAUCUCCACCUACAUUGAGACGGUGAACGAUGGUGCUGAGUCUGCCGUAUUCAAGCAGCUGUUCCAGAGGUGGACCGUGAAGGGUCAGACUGUGGGGAUGGGAACCACAAACAGCCCAGGCAAAAUUGGUGAGCAAGUCACACACUGGAUAUAUUGUACACUCAAUGCACAUGUCCAAUCAGAUGUAUUUAUUUAGGAUUUGUUUUCAUGCUUUGCGGAGUAUUGACUGAAGCAUACUGUGCAUUUCCAACAGCAUAUUUCAAUGUACAUUAUGAAUCAAACACCUAUUUCUCAACUUGACUAAUGAAACUAAGCAUCCAGUAUUCAAUGCAAAAAAAAAAAAACUUUAUCUAGUAUCUCUAAAUGUGUUUUCUUGACAAUGCAGCCAAGGUUGAGCAGAUCAAGUUUGAUGCAACUUCCAUGCAUGCAAGGCCUGACCUGGCUGCCCAGCAGAAAAUGGUGGACGACGGAACAGGCGAAGCAGAGGUUGGUUGGUAACAAUAAUUAUUCAUAAUGCUCCCCUUUAAACUAUUCAUCCAAUGGAAACUAACAUGUCCUAUUUUCCUCCAACCAGGUGUGGAGGUUAGAGGACAGUGAGCUGGUGCCUGUGGACAGGAAGUGGUUGGGCCACUUCUAUGGAGGCGACUGCUAUCUCAUCCUCUACAAAUAUGAUGUCAGCCACAGGAGUCACUACAUGCUAUACAUAUGGCAGGUCAGAGCACCCUGCUAGCCACCAUUCCCUCUACGGCAUAGCUCUUUGUCUGCCUGGCAAUCAAGCUUUGUUAAUACCAGAAGACGUUGAUAUGAGAAGAGCUUAAUUCCAUGACUUAGUCUCUGGCUUACUUUCUGCAACCUAUGCAGAUAGGUAACUAUGAUGUGUUUGAUGUGUGCAAUGUAGGGUCGUCAUGCGACCACGGGAGAGCUAGCUGCCUCUGCUUUCCAAGCCGUGAACAUCGACCGGCAGUACAACGGGGAGCCAGUUCAGGUCCGAGUGCCCAUGGGAAAAGAACCACUCCACCUCAUGGCCAUAUUCAAGGGCAAGAUGGUGGUCUAUGAGGUAAGCCCUCCACGUGUUCCUUUGUCAAUGAGUUUUCAAGGAAAUUCUUGGAAUGUUUCAAAUGUAUCGUCUUAAAAGAUUCUCAUUGGAAUCUCAUAAUGAAUGUGAUUGUAUGUCAUCAUUACAAUUGUAAUCAUGGUUUGCAGGAGGGGAGCUCCAGAGCCAACUCUAAACAUGUCCAGCCGGCAGUUCGUCUCUUCCACAUCCACGGCACCAACGAGUUCAACACCCGCGCCAUCGAAGUGCCAGCACGCUCUUCGUCCCUCAACUCCAACGACGUCUUUGUGCUCAGCACUGACACUUGCUGCUAUCUGUGGUACGGAAAGGUAAGCAGCAAAAACGCCAUAACCUUGUAAUCCAGGUUAAGCAGAGGUCUCCAGCUAAGCAUUGAUGAGGAGAGUACAAGCAGUGGUGUCAUGCCCAUAGGGGGCACAAUGGUACGUGCCCCCUCAGAUUUGCCCAGUUUUUGAAAGAUUCUGACGCUAAUUACAAAACUUUAUUUUUAAGCCCGCAUUUUAUCAUAAUUAUCUAUAAAAAAGAUCUGUCAGCGGUAUUUUGUGGAGGGGCACAAUGAUUGGACCAGGCAAAAAGUACCAGGCAAAGAAAAUUUUGGAAAAGCAAGAAAUUACUAAAUGUACUAAAUGUUCUUGGGUUAUGAUACUAUAUACAAGUGUGGCAUAAAAUAUCUUAAAUAAUCAAUGUGCAUGAUUAAUUAAAAUUAAACAGGUAUAUACAUAUUUUUACAUAGAAUUAGGCAUAAUGAUUAUGGCUCUAGGGUGCAGGAAAAAACGGAUUCAGGUGUUUAAGAAAUGCACAUACUUCGUGCCCCCUUUAAAAGAAUGGGUGCCUGACGGUACUGAGUUCAAAGGCAGUACUUUACCUAGUUAUGCGACAGGUAUGACCCUUAUCCCUUGCAGGGCUGCAGUGGCGAUGAGCGAGAGAUGGGCAAAUCCCUGGCAGACAUAAUCUCCAGGAGGGAAAAACAGGUCAUUGCAGAGGGCCAGGAGCCGGCUCACUUCUGGGUCAAUCUGGGAGGCAAGUCCCAGUAUGCCAGCAGCAAGAGGUACUACACUUGAUCCUUUGGUUUUAUAGUUACCUAAGGGGCCUGUUCAUCUGAACUGAGCAAAACAUUGUUUACAACUGAAAAUUACAUCCCCUUUUGAUGCCUUCUUCCUGGUCCGUCUGUGGUCUCUGCCAAGGCUUCAGGAAGAGCACAGCAACAUCACCCCACGUCUCUUCGAGUGCUCCAAUCAGACGGGCCGCUUCCUGGCCACGGAGAUUACAAACUUCAACCAGGACGACCUGGACGAAGAUGACAUCAUGCUGCUCGACAUCUGGGACAUGGUGAGGGCCUGUCUUUUUAGCCUGUAUUUGUAUUUAUUAGGGAUCCCCAUUAGCUGCUGCCAAGGUACUCUUCCACUCUUCCAUUAAGGCACUUACAUCACACAUAAAACAAAAUAUUAAACAGUACAUCAUAUAACAUUAUUACACCACUACAUAUCUACAAUACAAAAUGUAUAAUACCACCAUACAACAAUAUUGGUUUUGUGAUGAAUGAACCAUCUGAUUCAAUGAAUGAUGGAGCUGAGUUUUCUUUUUUGCCCAAAAUGUCAUUUAAGGUGCUCCAAAGCUCAUUCUUUAUAUCAUUUAUCUUUGUUUCAUAGUAUAGUUUCUUCUUCUUUUUAUUCAGUUUAGUCACAUGAUUUCUCAAUUUGCAGUACGUUUGCCAAUUGGUUGUGCAUGGAAUCCAAACUGAUGUGCCAUGUUCAGCCAUUGUUUCCGUUUGGGUUCCAGGCUACUACUGUAUUGUCUUUUGGUGGCCACUAUCAAUCUAUGAUCUGGAGGUUUGGUUCUUGUGAAACACAAGCGGUCCUGAGAGGACAUCCUUCCUUACAAACCCUUGACCUCUUCUUACUCAGGUGUUCCUGUGGGUGGGCAAGGGAGCCAAUCAAAUAGAGAAGGACAAUGUGGUCCCCACGGCACAUGAGUACCUGAGGAGCCAUCCAGGGGGUCGGGAUAUGGACACCCCCAUCGUGAUGAUCAAACAGGGCUUUGAGCCUCCCACCUUCACCGGCUGGUUCCAUGCCUGGGACCCACACAUGUGGAGUGUAUGUAGCAAGAAUAUGAGUAAUUAUGAGAUGAUAAUACACAUUGUAGGAUGGUCAUGUGCUUAUAACAAGUCUAACAAUGUAUUAUAACUGCUUCAUAAUGCAUUACACCUGUUGGUUUCAAGUAUUACCAAAGUGUCUUUACUCAGGGCACAAAAUAUUGAUUUAAACAAGCUGAUUAUUAUGUCCACAGGGAGGGAAGUCCUACCAAGAAUUGAAGGCUGAGCUUGGGGAUGCCACUGACAUCAUCCAGAUCACCGUGGUGAGUCUCUACUCUCUCUCAAGCCCACUAACAUCAUCUGAUUUACGAAACUGUUCUCAUGUAAACAUGCUUUACAAAUGCAUCUACAGUAUGCAACCCAAAGGAAAUGUAUUUAAGUGUUAAUGUUAAUCUGCCUCACGGAAAACAAUGUCCACCAACAAAGUUGCCGAAGGUCUAGCCACCAUUUGACCUGGUGUUUUAACCUAGCCUAGCCAUUUAGGAACAAUUAUGGCAUUGUCACAGAAACCAGUCAGAUAUGAUUUUCUGCAACGGUUAAAUUAAUGGUCUCUGUCUGUUUGUGGCUACAGGACAGAACCACAUCCAAUUCCACUCAGAAUAACUCCAAAAACAUUGGAGUACCACUGUUGCAACCUACCGUUCAGGCCACCUUCCCUGCAGAAAAGCUGUUGAACUGCCAAACAGAGGACCUGCCCGAUGGGGUUGACCCCACCAAGAAAGAGGUAAACUACACUGGAACUCCAUGAUUGUCCUCGCUUCAGUCUGUACUUCAGAGUAGCUGUCAGCUAAAUGUAUGCUUAUCGUUCUCACUCAUCUAUUUUAUCAUGUACUAUAACUAUACCAUACCUUUAUCAUUUCCAGGAGCAUCUUUCCAAUGAUGACUUCACUCUGAUCCUGGGUGUGUCCAGGGUAGAGUUCUACUCCAUGCCCAACUGGAAGCAGCAGAAUUUGAAGAAAGAGAAGGGUCUGUUCUAGGAGUAUAUCUACACUUCAGGUCUCAUUUUGACAGCGUAAAAUAGCUGCACUGUUGUCAAAUCUCCUCAAAUACUCUAUUUCAAAAGGAGUUUGGAAUGCAAUAGUUCUAAAUUCUGCAUCUUGAAUCUGCAAUGUUAUUUGUGCAUCUUAGACCUGCAGAAAUAUUACAUGAUUUUGAAAUUAGGCCCACUAAAACAAAAGUAUAGGGAGUAUUUCAGACAUGGUUAACAGUUGACACUAGCACUGCUUUUUUGCGCUCUCAAAAGUAGGCCCCUCGUGUUUUGUCAUCUAGCCUUGCACUUCUACUCUUAGCCAAUCUGAGAACGUGUGCACGAGUGGGUAGUUCUCAAAUAGCUGUAAACAGAUUAAAGUGCCUUAGGUUUAGUCUUGCAAAUAAUCUAUGAUUUUUUUCUUGAUUCUGAAAUGUUGCCGUUAUAAUUUAGGCAAUCAAGUUAUGAAGAGGACAUUUCUAGGUGAUAGAAAGGAUUCUACACGUUUUAUUAUUGGAGAUUUAGCAUAUACUUUAUUUGCAUCACUUUUUCCCCUGAAUUGCUACUUGUGUCACAGAAUUAUAUCUGGAUAUGUACUGUGCCUGUCAGACAUUUAAGAAUACGCAGAAUAUUAUAUUGGUUCUAUAUUUUAUGUCCACAAUUAGCCUUAAUAUUGAAAAUGUAUCUUCAAAUGUCUCUUUGUAAUCUUCAGAGGACCACAAGGGCUUAGUUUUAUGUUGAAAUGCAGGAAUAUAAAAAUGUGUAGGUACUUUAUGUGCUUCAUAAUAUAAAUGUGGAGGUCUAAUGUAUCAAUGAAAUUAUGACUGUCAAAUGGAGAUAACUAUUGGGGUAUUUAGUUUUUGCUAUGUUGGAUAAACAAAUUAAUAUAUCUCUAUAUGAAGACCCUUCAUUUGCAAUGGCAGUCAAUAAAGAUCCUAUUCCCCA